Messenger RNA from Durio zibethinus, 2113 nucleotides. RefSeq lists its product as uncharacterized. The record is from RefSeq and is a predicted model, not a curated record. NCBI's taxonomy places the organism in Eukaryota, Viridiplantae, Streptophyta, Magnoliopsida, Malvales, Malvaceae.
AACCACAUGGAGGGGGGGGGAAUUUUGAACAAAGCCUGAACUAAAAGCUUAAAACCAAAGGUAUGGAACAUGAGAAAAGGUGUCUCACUUUUCAGCUAACAAAGAAACCCAUAAUCAUGGAGGAUGGAAUGGGAUGUCUCUGCACCUUUCGGUUCUAGUCAAAGGCCAACUGGAUCAGUAAGCUUUGUCUAGUCGCUUCUAUCGGGAAAGUUUUGGGUCUGGAUCAGUGGUGGCCAAUGAUUUGGGUCUGGGCAUAGCUGAAAAUUGAAUAUGGGCUAGCUAAAUUGUCUAUUGAGCAUGGGUCUCAUGCAUUAGGCCCUAUAACUUUCACUCUGUCUCUUCUCUCUGUAGGAAUUCCUGUGUAGAAAGUAGAAAUCAUCGUCUCCUAAGAAGAUGCAAUCACCACGUCUCCACCUCUGCAAGAAUUAUUGUCUAGGUUUUCACUUUCACCAACCAAAUUCUCAAAACUUCUUCUCCUCCCUGUCUAUCUCUUCGAAAUUUCCUGAACCAAAGAUCUCUAAAAUAAGACUCAUAACCCAAAGCCAGAACAGACCUGGCAAUAGCCAGAACAAACCUGGCAAUAGCCAGAACAAGACGAGCCCAAAAGGGAAGGUGACAGUGAAGGGACAGAAAGAGAAUGUUUGGAGCAUUGAUCAUAAUAUGGCAAAAGCAGAGAAAGAGAAAGAGGGAGAAAGAACCAAGCAGAAGAGGAGGAAAGGAAAGAGAGUUGUUAAAGGUAGGAAGAGCAAGAUUGGUAGAGUUUUGGUGUCUGGGGCUAUGUUAAUGGAAGUUGAAACUGUUCUCCAAACUCAGGAGCCUGUAAUAAAACCUGCAUGGAAUACAUUUGCAAGUAGUGUCAGUGGGAUAUGGAAGGGGGUUGGAGCUGUAUUUUCACCUAUUACUGCUGAAAUGGAGCCAAUUGAAAUUGGAAACAGUAAUGAAAACCUAUAUGACUGCUACAUGCUGACUCGCGUUGAGGCAGUUCCACCUCUCACUGGAAAGACCUCUGAAAUCCAUAGAAUGAUAAAUUGGUUGACUCUGAAUCCACAUGGUGAAGUUCCAGAACAUAUUGGUUUCAGCAUUAGAAACAAAGAAGAGUCCGGAGUUGAGAAAGCAACUUUACCUCCGAAAGCAAAUGCCAAUGACAGUAGGGUCAAUAAUGUUUUGCCUAAAUUUGAGUCUUUUGACUUGGCAACUAGUGAUGUGAUGGAAGAAGAUGUCAUGGGUAAUGAACCUGGUCUUGUUUUCUUUGAGGAUGGAUCUUACUCCAGGGGGCCCCUUGAUAUUCCUGUUGGCGAAAUUGAUGAUUCUAAUAAUUACCUUUCUCCAACUUUUAAAUUUGAACAAAAGGAAGAUAGUUAUUCAGUUUGUUUUGUUGCACAGUGUUUGGUCAAAGGUUGCCACAAAAGACUCCGUAUUGUUCAUACAAUAGAGUUUGGUAAUGGGGGUUCCGAUGUACAAAUAAUGAGAGUUGCUACUUAUGAAGAAGAGUGGGUGAGUCCUGCAAAUCAUUAUGAUCAAAGUUUGAACAGUGACCGGGAUUUUGAUUUGAAGCCAUUUUCUCAACGGAAAAGAACCCAACCGUCAGAACUUGUAGGACCAUGGAAGGUGUUUGAAGUUAGUGCCACUCCAAUAUAUGGUGACGAGACGGUAGCUGCAGAAGGCAAUGGUGCACCUUAUGUGUACCUUUGCACAGAAACCUUAAAGAAGAGGAGCUCGCCUGAGAGCUCAGUGUACUUUAGAGAGGAAGAGAUGUUAGACAUGCAGGAUGUUACAGUGCUUUGGCUACCGGGCGGCGUGACUAGUUAUGUUGAUGUUAAUAAGGAUGGGAUUCUUACUAUUGGAGUUGGAUGGUACUCAGAUGAGGGAAUCAACCUUGUUAUGGAGCGAGAUUAUGGCAUAGAUGGGAAGCUUAAGGAGGUUAGAUGGAAAUCUGAGGUAAAGAGAAGGUGGCCUGAAGCCUGAUCCACUUUCUUUGUAAAUAUUUGCCCUUUCUUUUCUUUUCUUUUUUGUCUUAAUGCUAACUUAAAUAAAUGCUUUGUAUGGCAAACUCCAUAUCAGAAGGUAAAAUGAUAUACAGAAAGUAAUGUAAAAGUGCUCAAUUAAGUUUGGU